This is a messenger RNA of Aspergillus aculeatinus CBS 121060, 510 nucleotides long. RefSeq lists its product as uncharacterized. NCBI's taxonomy places the organism in Eukaryota, Fungi, Ascomycota, Eurotiomycetes, Eurotiales, Aspergillaceae. Bases 1 to 510 code for a protein of 169 amino acids. The record is from RefSeq and is a predicted model, not a curated record. The transcript is spliced from 4 exons.
AUGCAGAUCGACGUAGGAUACCUGAUCGGGUCAUUCGAGCAAUUCGGCAAGACGGCAUCCAGGUCCGCAGCCCAUGUGCAGGCCGCGGAUGACGGUCCGGUCGACUUGGCGAUGCGCGCCAUGCUGGAUGACGUUGAGCCCGAGCGGGCCUCGGCCGUCCGGGACCUGAUGCUAUCGGAAUACGAAUAUUCCGACCAAAAGUUCUCCGGCGACCAAGCUGCAUCCCAGUGGGUCCCGGUCGGCCAGCAAGAACCCGUGAGCCGGGCUAUCUCUAGCUGCAUCAAGCAGACCGCAGGUUUUGUGGAAGUGAUCCUGUCGAAAGCGAGUAGGGUUACCUCGCCGCGGGAAAAGGCGAAGAUCGCGCAUGUAUUGCGGGAACUCCACAAGUGUGACACAGCUCUAUUAGCCGGUGGCCUACAGACAUAUGCUCCGACCUGCGCCAACCAGGUCAAGGCGGAUCUCGAUGAGCUUCUGGACUUGGAGCGUCGAUGUGUCGACGCUUACUGCUAA